Messenger RNA from Diabrotica balteata, 399 nucleotides. NCBI's taxonomy places the organism in Eukaryota, Metazoa, Arthropoda, Insecta, Coleoptera, Chrysomelidae. The record is from the annotation of a GenBank genome assembly.
UGAGGUUCAAAAAGGAAGCGGAGAAGAUGGGGCUAUAAAUCAACGAAAACAAGAUGAAAUAUAUGUAUAUGAGCCGCAAUAACCAAAGCAGAGACAGAACCAUCGAUGGGUCCAUCGAUGACUUUAACUUUGAGCUCGUUAGAGAAUUAAAGUAUAUUAGAACAACAGUAACUGAAGACAAUAACGGAUCACAAGAAAUAAACUACAUGAUUCAGGCCGGCAACAGAUGUCUUUUUGCUCUCCAAAACCUCAUAAAAUCGAAACAACUAACACGACAUACGAAGAUACAUGUCUAUAAAACAAUCAUACGACCCGUUGUGAUGUAUGUAAGCGAAACGUGGACGAUAAGAGAGACUAUGUAUUAGGGAAAGAAAAAUCCUAAGGAAGAUCAUUGGUCCU